AAAAAAACAAAGAAGAAGAAGAAGGAAAGAGGGGUCAUAAUCGUUUCAUGGUUGCCUCUUCUUCUUCUUGUUCUCACUCCCCACCAUAUCUGCUCUCCCCUAUCUCAGCUUCAACCUCUUUAAAAAAACCUUAAAAGCUCCCAUUUUUACUCCAUUUUCGUUUCCUUUCGUCCUCUCACUCCACGUUUCGCUUAAUGCUCAGAUUAAUGAUCUGAACCGCAUCUGAAGAAUCUCUCGCUCGAUUUCGCGGUCUUAGGGUUUCUAUAAAAACUUUGAUUCGUCCGUUUUGUUUAUAGUUAGCGUUUUGUUUUCUAGGGUUAACGAGUUAGUCUUAAAGAUUCGAUUUUGCAACUCUGUUUUUGUGUUUGGUUUAUCCCCCCAUUGAAUGGUGCAAUGGUGUCAGCGAAUGACCCUAUCGAAACUAUAUUCAAUUCAAUCCAAGUCGUUAAAGACGCUCUUCUCCCCAUCGAGCUAGGCGUCAAGAAGGCCGCGAAGGACAUCGAGAGCUGCUGGAUUAGCAAAGAGAAGGACUUUCGUUUGAGAAGAAACAGGAGGAAGCGUGUGUUUGCUAGUCCUGACACGGAGGAGGAAAGUGUUGACAGUGUUCAGUGUUUGGUGAGUGGAGAGAGGAAGAAAGGUUUGUCCUUUAAGCUCCCUGUGAAGUCACUCUUCGUGAAGAAGAAAGACAAGUCGUUGGAGAAAGAUGACGGUUCUUGUACGAAUUGCUUCAAGUUUGCUAUGACUUGGUCUUUGUUGGUUAGUGGCUUUGUCCAUGCUUUUCCGGUUCCUUUUAAGAUAGGAGGCAAGAAGAGGAUUAUUCAUGAUGAGAAUUGUCUUAAGCAGAAUCUUAAACCAAAGGCUUCAUUUGUUAACCGGAAAGAGAUUGGGAGGAACCAGAAAGAGAACCCUUUUUCGAUUGAAUGCGCUAUGGGGUUUGUUAUUGAAAUGCUAGCUCAGAAUCUCCAGAAGCUGGACCAGUUCAUUCAAGAUAGUUCACAGACUGAGUCUUGUUGUUCGAAGGAAACUAGUCGACUUAUCUUUAAUAUAUGGGAUGUUAGGAAACUUGAUGUUAAUGGAUUUUUAGGGAACCUGAUGUUUGCCAGAGUUGGAGAUGUGGCGUCGGGUAUAGUUGGGUUGACAUCUUCCGUAAGUGAAGAUGGUGAUGAGAGUAACGUUGGUAAGGAGGAGAGUGUAGUUGAUUCUCCACAGAGCCUGGCUAGUGGACUACUGAGUAUACCUUUGUCAAAUGUAGAGCGCUUGAAAUCCACUUUGUCCACGAUUUCAUUGACUGAGCUUAUUGAGCUUUUACCGCAACUAGGACGACCGUCAGGAGACCAUCCGGACAAGAAAAAACUAAUCUCUGUUCAGGACUUUUUCAGAUACACCGAGUCUGAAGGCAGGAGAUUUUUCGAAGAAUUAGAUAGAGAUGGUGAUGGUAAAGUAACUUUGGAAGAUCUGGAAAUUGCAAUGAGGAGAAGAAAAUUGCCUAGAAGAUACGCCAAGGAGUUUAUGAGACGAGCGAGGAGUCAUCUUUUCUCGAAAUCAUUUGGUUGGAAGCAAUUUUUGUCAUUGAUGGAACAGAAGGAGCCAACCAUUCUACGUGCCUAUACUUCUCUGUGUUUGACCAAGUCUGGUACUCUUCAGAAGAGUGAGAUAUUGGCAUCACUAGAUAACGCAGGACUUCCUGCUAAUGAAGAAAACGCUAUAGCCAUGAUGAGGUUUUUGAAGGUUGAUACUGAAGAGUCUAUCUCUUAUGGUCAUUUCCGUAACUUCAUGGUUUUGCUACCAUAUGAGCGAUUACAGGAUGAUCCUCGUAACAUCUGGUUUGAAGCUGCAACUGUUGUUGCUGUUGCACCUCCCGUGGCCUUACCUGCUGGAGAUGUUCUAAAAUCUGCAUUAGCGGGAGGACUUGCCUCUGCUCUCUCUACUUCCCUAUUGCAUCCGAUUGAUACAAUCAAGACUCGUGUGCAAGCAUCAACCUUAUCGUUUCCUGAAGUAAUAGCAAAGCUUCCAGAGAUUGGUGUCCGGGGAGUUUAUAAGGGUUCCAUUCCGGCAAUUCUUGGACAAUUUUCAAGCCAUGGCCUGCGAACAGGAAUCUUCGAAGCAAGUAAACUUGUGUUGAUCAAUUUUGCUCCCAAUCUCCCAGAAAUUCAGGUUCAAUCGAUUGCAUCAUUCUGCAGCACACUAUUAGGCACGGCUGUACGGAUUCCAUGUGAAGUGCUGAAGCAACGGUUACAGGCUGGCAUGUUCAACAAUGUAGGGGAAGCCAUUGUAGGUACGUGGAAGCAAGACGGUCCAGGAGGGUUUUUCCGUGGGACAGGCGCAACUCUCUGCCGUGAAGUUCCACUAUACGUUGUUGGCAUGGGACUGUAUGCAGAAUCCAAAAAGAUGGUGGCACAAGCCCUGGGAAGAGAACUAGAGGCAUGGGAGACGAUAGCUGUUGGGGCGUUGUCAGGAGGUAUAGCAGCAGUUGUAACAACGCCGUUUGAUGUGAUGAAGACAAGAAUGAUGACUGCAACACCUGGAAGACCAAUCUCAAUGUCAAUGGUUGCAAUCUCGGUUCUGCGCAACGAGGGACCGCUUGGUUUGUUCAAAGGAGCAGUCCCGAGGUUCUUCUGGGUGGCUCCUCUUGGUGCCAUGAACUUUGCUGGUUAUGAACUUGCGAAGAAAGCUAUGCAGAAGAAUGAAGAAGCUUUGGUGGCUGAUCAGCUUGGUCAGAAGAAGCUUUGCUAAUGGUCUUUUUUUGUUUUUUUUACUUUGCUUCGCUGCUACGAUGUUUUUUUUUGGGGGCAGCUUGAGCUGGAGGGAGACUACUCUUUGUUAAAUGCUACUUUGCAAAUUUUGACCCCAAAAAAAGAGUUGAUUGUUUAGUUCGAAGACAUUUUUCAUCUUAUUCAUUACGUUAGAAAACUUUCG
This is a messenger RNA of Eruca vesicaria subsp. sativa (arugula), 2916 nucleotides long. The record is from the annotation of a GenBank genome assembly. NCBI's taxonomy places the organism in Eukaryota, Viridiplantae, Streptophyta, Magnoliopsida, Brassicales, Brassicaceae.